This is a messenger RNA of Nilaparvata lugens (brown planthopper), 551 nucleotides long. RefSeq names its product eukaryotic translation initiation factor 3 subunit E-like. The transcript has 2 exons. Lineage: Eukaryota; Metazoa; Arthropoda; Insecta; Hemiptera; Delphacidae. Gene Ontology annotation, biological process: translational initiation. Gene Ontology annotation, cellular component: nucleus; cytoplasm; eukaryotic translation initiation factor 3 complex. The annotation marks the transcript as partial. The record is from RefSeq and is a predicted model, not a curated record. Gene Ontology annotation, molecular function: translation initiation factor activity.
CUUGUUCAGGAAUCGUAUGCGUACAAAGACCCCAUCACCGAAUUCGUCGAGCAUUUGUACGUGAAUUUUGACUUUGAAGGAGCCCGUCAAAAGUUACACGAAUGCGACGAGGUCAUUAACAGUGACUUCUUCCUUGUCGCCUGCCUUGAAGAAUUUGUCGAAAACGCCAGACUCAUGAUCUUCGAGACGUUCUGUAGAAUUCACCAGUGCAUCAGUAUAGGGAUGCUCGCUGAAAAGCUGAACAUGAAGCCAGAUGCGGCUGAGUGCUGGAUAGUGAACCUGAUCCGGCAGGCGAGACUGGAUGCCAAGAUCGACUCGAAGCUAGGCUACGUGGUGAUGGGCACCCCUCCCCUCUCGCCCUAUGAGCAACUCAUCGAGAAAAUCGAUACCCUCUCAAUGCGAUCGGACACACUGCAGGCUCUCAUUGAGCGCAAGGUGAAGGAGCAUAGACAAGAAUCGUUUAUGUACGGCUGAUAGCAUUCAAUCAAUCAAUCACUAUCAGAUUUUCUAUUGAAUUUUUCGAACCAAUAAAAUAAUAUGCUACAGAAUUA